CUGUGCUUUAGCUGGUGUCAAUAGUCUCUUCCAUUUUCCUUGAUCAUUUUAUAAAUUUUCUUCCGUCUCUCCGAGUAUUGUCUCCUUGUUCUUUUACUUUCUCCGACAAAAACAUGGGUUCCAACGAUUCCGAACUUCUUGUCGAUCUAUUCCCGUGGCUCAAAGAAUACAAAGAUGGAACCAUCGAAAGAACAGCAGGAUUCGAAGUGGUUCCCCCGGGGCUUGAUCCCGAAACCAACGUGUUAUCCAAAGAUAUCGUCAUCAUACCUGAAUCCGACGUCUCAGCUAGAAUUUACCGGCCAAUCUUCGUCCCCAACGAUCAAAAGCUACCCCUUGCAGUUUAUUAUCACGGCGGAGCUUUUUGUGUUGCUUCGCCAGCGUCCCCAAACUACCAUACCAGCCUCAACAUGCUCGUUGCCGAGGCCAACAUUGUCGUUGUUUCGGUCGGCUAUAGGCUAGCCCCCGAGCACCCUCUUGGACCUUGACCAGGUUUAUUUGGUUGGUGAUAGUGCUGGUGCAAACAUUGCACACCACUUGGCUCUCCGGAUCAAGGAUUCGGAUCUGAGUCAGAAGUUGAAGAUUGUGGGCAUUGGGAUGAUCCACUCUUACUUCUGGGGAACCGAUCCGAUUGGAUCUGAGGUUACCGAUCGGGUUCGGAAAGAGCUAGUCGAUAAGUGGUGGCUAUACGUUUGUCCUUCCGAUAAAGGGUGUGAUGAUCCGCUCAUCAAUCCGUUUGCAGAUGGAUCCCCGGAUCUUGCAGGGUUGGCAUGCCAUAGAAUCCUUGUUAUUGUUGCAGAGAAGGAUAUAUUGAAGGACAGGGGGAGGUUUUAUUACGAUAAAUUGGUGAAAUCUGAGUGGAAAGGAAAAGCGGAGAUUAUGGAGACUGAAGGUGAGGGUCAUGUGUUCUAUAUCUUUAACCCUGAAUCCGACAAGGCCAAGAGCUUGUUCAAACGCUUGGCUGCUUUCUUGAACCAAGGCAAGUGAAAAAUGUGGGGUUUGACUUGUCUUCUAGUAAUAAAAUAAGAUCAGCCGAGCUUUGAGAUAUACCCAUCACUUGAUUCUCGUUCCAAAGUAUUCUGUCCAUUUUUCUUACAUCCCUUUGUUUACUUUGUGCAAUGCGAUUCUACAUUUUCUC
Hibiscus syriacus is the source of this 1135-nucleotide messenger RNA. RefSeq names its product probable carboxylesterase 2. The coding region runs from base 114 to 485 and encodes 123 amino acids. Lineage: Eukaryota; Viridiplantae; Streptophyta; Magnoliopsida; Malvales; Malvaceae. Gene Ontology annotation, molecular function: hydrolase activity. The record is from RefSeq and is a predicted model, not a curated record. The transcript has 2 exons.